AGGCAUUCUCUCCCCCCCCCCCCGCCCCACACACACCCACGUUCCCACAGACAGCAGGAAACACACUGGCCUUCGAAGACCCCUGAGAGGAAAUUAAGUUUACAAAGUCUGAAAUCUGGAUAUGGAUACCGCCGAGUUCCGAAAAAGAGGAAAAGAGAUGGUGGAUUAUAUCGCAAAUUACCUCGAGCGCAUAGAAAAGAGGCAGGUGUAUCCGGAUGUGGAACCAGGCUAUUUGAGGCCCCUCAUCCCAGAAUCGGCUCCUGAAGAACCUGAGAGAUUUGAAGACAUCCUCCAAGACGUUGAAAGGGUCAUCAUGCCAGGGGUGACCCACUGGCACAGCCCCUACUUCUUUGCUUACUUCCCGACGGCUAGCUCUUUCCCAGCUCUUCUGGCGGACAUGCUGUCAGGGGGCAUCGGAUGCAUAGGGUUUACUUGGGCGUCCAGCCCGGCGUGCACAGAACUGGAGACAGUAAUGCUGGAUUGGCUGGGAAAGAUGAUCAAUCUGCCUCCACAGUUUUUGGCUGGGAAGGACGGAGAGGGUGGUGGCGUGAUUCAGAGCACAGCCAGUGAGGCCACCUUGGUCGCGCUGCUCGCGGCUAGAACCAAAGUGAUCCACCGAGUCCAGUCGGAAAAGAGAGACCUGACUCAAGGAGACGUCAUUAGCCGCUUGGUGGCUUAUACAUCUGACCAAGCUCAUUUUUCAGUAGAAAAGGCUGGGUUGAUUGCUGGAGUGAAGAUCAAGGAGAUCCCAACCGAUGACAAGUUUGCUGUGCGUGGAUCGGCUCUAAGAAAAGUUCUGGAUCAAGACAAAGCUGCGGGUCUUAUCCCCUUCUUUUUUUGCGCAACGCUUGGAACCACGACGUGCUGCUCUUUCGACAAACUCCUGGAACUGGGGCCGAUUUGUAAUGCUGAGAAUAUGUGGAUGCAUAUUGACGCUGCCUACGCUGGGAGUGCAUUCGUCUGCCCUGAAUUUCGCUACCUUCUCGAUGGAGUUGAAUUUGCAGAUUCGUUUAACUUCAACCCACACAAAUGGCUUCUGGUGAACUUUGACUGUUCUACUAUGUGGGUGAAGAAGAGAACAGAUUUAACCUGUGCCUUCAAGAUAGACCCUGUGUACCUGAAGCAUGACCAUCAAGAAUCAGGACUGAUCACAGAUUAUAGGCACUGGCAGAUCCCGCUGGGUCGGCGGUUCCGUUCCUUGAAGAUGUGGUUUGUGUUUCGAAUGUAUGGUGUGAAGGGACUCCAGGAAUACAUCCGGAAGCAUGUUAAACUAGCGCACGAAUUUCAGGAGCUGGUGCUUCGGGACGAUCGGUUUGAGAUCUGUGCUGAUGUCGUGUUGGGGCUGGUGUGCUUUCGGCUAAAGGGCACCAACGAGCUCAACGAGGCGCUACUGAAGAGCAUCAACGAUGCCAGGAAGAUCCACCUCGUCCCCUGCCGCCUGAAAGGGAAAUUCGUGCUGCGUUUUUCCAUUUGUGCUCGCACCGUGGAAUCCACCCAUGUCCAGUUUGCCUGGAAGCACAUUGAGAAGCUGGCGAGCGAACUCUUGAAAGCCCAGAAGCGGCAAUAACGAUGGACUCGAUGGAUCAGCUCAUUUAGGGGAUGGCAAAGGGCCAGCGGUGGCAGCGCAUUGUGGUGUCUCCCAGCUUGUCUGAUAUUCCCAAACUACAAGCAGCAGACUGUGCCAGGCCCCAAAUGCAGAUAAGAGCCUAAAAAUUGUGUCGUGUUGACCACAGUCUAUCCUGCCCAGCUCAUAGCACGAUCCUUCUGUAUCUGCCAAAUGUUGCUUCUUCACAUUUGGGUUGUGAUCACACACACUUAAUAAUGCACUUUCAAUCCACUUUCAAUGCAUUUUCCAACUGGAUUUUGCCAGUUCACAAAGGCUGAUUGUACACGUUGGAUAAUGCAUUUUCAAUGUGCUUUAGCAAAUCCUUUGAAGCUGAAUUUUCCUGCGCAAAACAGCAAAAUCUACUUGCUAAUGUGCAUUGAAAAUGCAUUAUCCGGCAUGUGUGAAAUUAGCCAAAGUAAAAUCCAGUUGGAAAGUGCAUUGAAAGUGGAUUGAAUGUGCAUUAUGUAGUGUGUGUGAUCGGAGCCUUGCUCUCCCUUCUUCCUUCAGCUCAGCUUCAACUCAUCCAAGUUCUGAUGGAUGCUUGAAUAGAUGUGAUGUCACAAAAGUACGCCUUGUAAAACGGUUACAGUCACAAAACCACCACCAUGUACUGACUGCAAAAAUAUAUAUUAAAGUGACAGAACAACGA
This is a messenger RNA of Heteronotia binoei (common prickly gecko), 2255 nucleotides long. It is a transcript of the gene DDC, whose product is annotated as dopa decarboxylase. Gene Ontology annotation, molecular function: pyridoxal phosphate binding; aromatic-L-amino-acid decarboxylase activity. The transcript has 14 exons. Lineage: Eukaryota; Metazoa; Chordata; Lepidosauria; Squamata; Gekkonidae. The coding region runs from base 122 to 1567 and encodes 481 amino acids. The record is from RefSeq and is a predicted model, not a curated record. Gene Ontology annotation, biological process: amino acid metabolic process; catecholamine metabolic process; serotonin biosynthetic process.